AAAAUCACUUGCCGCUCGUGCUAAAAGCCCUAGAGACACUAGGAAAUCAAUCCCAAAGCGGCGCAGAAGCAAGUAGUAACCUCGCCUUGUCAUUAGUCUCGAUUCCCGAAAACCAUGGCUACUCAGAUUAGCAAGAAGCGGAAGUUUGUUGCGGAUGGAGUGUUUUACGCAGAGCUGAAUGAGGUUUUGACAAGGGAGCUUGCUGAGGAUGGAUACUCUGGAGUUGAAGUUAGGGUUACUCCUAUGCGUACUGAGAUCAUCAUCCGAGCCACUCGUACUCAAAAUGUUCUUGGUGAAAAGGGUAGAAGGAUCAGAGAGCUGACUUCUGUUGUUCAGAAACGGUUCAAAUUUCCAGAGAACAGUGUAGAACUGUAUGCUGAGAAAGUUAACAACAGGGGUCUCUGCGCCAUUGCUCAGGCUGAGUCUCUGCGCUACAAACUCCUUGGAGGCCUUGCUGUUCGGAGGGCUUGCUAUGGUGUACUCAGAUUUAUCAUGGAGAGUGGGGCCAAGGGAUGUGAGGUAAUUGUAAGUGGAAAGCUCCGUGCUCAGCGUGCUAAGUCUAUGAAGUUCAAGGAUGGCUACAUGAUAUCCUCCGGUCAUCCUGUCAAUGAAUAUAUUGAUUCUGCUGUUAGACAUGUCCUUCUUAGGCAGGGUGUGCUGGGUAUCAAAGUUAAAAUCAUGCUUGAUUGGGAUCCCAAGGGCAAGCAGGGCCCUAUGACGCCAUUGCCUGAUCUUGUCACGAUCCACCCUCCCAAGGAUGAGGUAGAGCAUAAAGAGUAUGAAGCACCUCUUCCCCCGACCAAUAUUGAGGUUCCUGUGGUUUAGAGCCGCCCAUAUCGGGUUGCUCUAGACCUAGUCUAAUGCGUCAUUUCGCUUUAGUUUAUAACUCUUUAGAUGAGGACAAUUACGAGAUACAUGUAUGAAUUAAUGUUUUCUCGGAGUUGGCCUUUGUUCAGGUGAAUUUUGGGUGCGUUUUCUUAGUAUAUUUCAAUGGAUUAAUGAAUUUUUUUACAUCUGUAUGGAUUAAGAAUGAGCUCAUGCUUAAAUGUAUUGGAUAUCUUGUUUUCACAA
Molecule: messenger RNA, 1071 nt
Organism: Durio zibethinus
Lineage: Eukaryota; Viridiplantae; Streptophyta; Magnoliopsida; Malvales; Malvaceae
Product: small ribosomal subunit protein uS3x-like
Biological process (GO): translation
Cellular component (GO): cytosolic small ribosomal subunit; nucleus
Molecular function (GO): RNA binding; structural constituent of ribosome
Source: RefSeq, a predicted model, not a curated record